AUGUCUGCUCCAGACGCAGAAAACGUCCCGACCACCUAUGCAGGCCCAGUCCACAUCGGCGUGAUCGGCGGCACAGGCCUCGACCACCUCCCACACUUCCGCAAGGCGGCAGUGCUGCACAUCUCUACGCCCUGGGGAUCACCCAGCUCGCCCAUUACCAUCCUCGAACACCCGAGUCCCACGACUGGCAAGCCGAUCCCCAUUGCCUUUCUCGCGCGCCACGGGCCCCAUCACGAGCUGACUCCGUCGGAGAUUCCGGUGCGGGCGAACAUCGCGGCGCUGCGCAAGAUCGGCGUGCGCAGCAUCAUCGCUUUCAGCGCGGCCGGGUCGCUCGCCGAGGAGGUCAAGCCGCGCGAUUUCGUGGUGCCAGAUCAAUGUAUCGACCGCACAAAGGGCAUCCGGCCACACACGUUCUUCGAGGACGGCUUUGUUCUGCACGUCCCCUUUGCGGACCCGUUCGACAACAAGAUCGGCGAUGUGGUGCGGAAGUGCGGCCACAGUCUGGAGGGCGAGGGCGUCGUGUUGCAUGACAAAGGCACCGUGAUUGUCAUGGAAGGACCACAAUUCAGCACGCGGGCCGAGUCACGCAUGUACCGCAGCUGGGGCGGCACUGUCAUCAACAUGUCGACGCUGCCCGAAGCAAAACUAGCCGCUGAAGCCGAGAUUGCGUACCAGGUCAUCCUAAUGAGUACUGAUUAUGAUUGCUGGCACGACUCCGGCGACGUCACGGUUGAGAUGGUCAUGGGCCACAUGCGAGCCAAUGCCCUGAACGCUCGGCGCUUCAUUGCUGCCGUUCUGGACGAGCUGUCCAAGGAGGAGCACGACGAGCUGGUGCGCGCGACCCACCUCGCUGGGGCCAGGAAGUUCGGCAUCAGCACCUACCCUGCUGGUCGCAAUGAGAAGACUCUCGAGAAGCUAGGCUGGCUAUUUGAGGGGUAUUUCUGA
Messenger RNA from Capronia epimyces CBS 606.96, 945 nucleotides. Its product is annotated as 5'-methylthioadenosine phosphorylase. Gene Ontology annotation, cellular component: cytosol. Gene Ontology annotation, molecular function: S-methyl-5-thioadenosine phosphorylase activity. Gene Ontology annotation, biological process: nucleoside metabolic process. Bases 1 to 945 code for a protein of 314 amino acids. Lineage: Eukaryota; Fungi; Ascomycota; Eurotiomycetes; Chaetothyriales; Herpotrichiellaceae. The record is from RefSeq and is a predicted model, not a curated record. The transcript has 4 exons.